Microcebus murinus (gray mouse lemur) is the source of this 2371-nucleotide messenger RNA. The record is from RefSeq and is a predicted model, not a curated record. NCBI's taxonomy places the organism in Eukaryota, Metazoa, Chordata, Mammalia, Primates, Cheirogaleidae.
CUCCUCCUCCGCCCGUCCCCGCCACUACGCACGCCUUCGCCUCCUGGCACACCUCGCGCCGCCGCCGCCGGAUCGCGCUCCCCCGGCUCCCGCGGCUGCCGCUGAGGCUGCUGCUGCUGCAGUCUCCGUCUCCCCUCUCCUCCUCUCGCCUCCUCUUCUUCCCUCAAGUUUUCUGUCUCCUCAAGACCCGGGCUCGGGGAGGAAAGCGCCGGAGCCCGCUCGCCGUUCCAGAGUGGCGAUGAAGAUGAAAUCGGACACCCACAACAUGCAGUUGCUGCUUCUUGUUUUCUUGGUGUGGGACCCAGCCAGGUUGGUGCUGGCUAACAUCCAAGAAGAUGAGGCUAAAAAUAACAUCACCAUCUUUACGAGAAUUCUAGACAGACUUCUGGAUGGUUACGAUAAUCGGCUUAGACCAGGACUGGGAGACAGUAUUACCGAAGUCUUCACUAACAUCUACGUGACCAGUUUUGGCCCUGUCUCAGAUACAGAUAUGGAAUAUACUAUAGAUGUUUUCUUUCGACAAAGAUGGAAAGAUGAACGUUUAAAAUUUAAAGGUCCCAUGAACAUCCUCCGACUUAACAAUUUAAUGGCUAGUAAAAUAUGGACUCCAGAUACCUUCUUUCACAAUGGGAAAAAAUCUGUAGCUCAUAAUAUGACAAUGCCAAAUAAGCUGCUUCGAAUCCAGGAUGAUGGCACUCUGCUGUAUACAAUGAGGCUUACAGUUCAAGCUGAAUGUCCAAUGCACUUGGAGGAUUUUCCAAUGGACGCUCAUUCAUGUCCUCUGAAAUUCGGCAGCUAUGCGUAUACAACCUCAGAGGUCACUUACAUCUGGACUUACAACGCGUCUGAUUCGGUGGAGGUUGCCCCGGACGGCUCCAGGCUAAAUCAAUACGAUCUGCUGGGCCAAUCAGUUGGGAAGGAGACGAUUAAAUCCAGCACAGGUGAAUAUACCGUAAUGACAGCUCAUUUCCACUUGAAAAGAAAAAUCGGGUAUUUUGUGAUUCAGACCUACCUGCCUUGCAUCAUGACUGUCAUUCUCUCCCAAGUGUCAUUCUGGCUCAACAGAGAAUCCGUGCCCGCAAGGACCGUGUUCGGAGUUCUUACAAUCAUAACAUUGUCAACUUUGUCCGUAGUUGCCCGGAAUUCUUCUAAAGUGGCCUAUGCAACCGCCAUGGACUGGUUCAUUGCCGUUUGUUACGCUUUGUCCCGCCUGAUUGAAUUUGCAACUGUUAAUUAUUUUCUUAGAAGUGGAUGGACUAAGCAGCGCAAGUCUUCAUUGAAUGAGAAAAAAAAAGAGAGAGCCUCUGUCACGAUACAGAACAAUGCCUACGCAGUGGCAGUUGCAAAUUAUGCCCCGAAUCUUUCCAAAGAUCCAGUUCUCUCGACCAUCUCCAAGAGUGCAACCACGCCAGAGCCCAACAAGAAACCCGAGAACAAGCCGGCUGAAGCCAAGAAGACCUUCAACAGUGUCAGCAAAAUCGACAGAAUGUCUAGAAUAGUUUUCCCAGUUUUGUUUGGUACAUUUAAUUUAGUUUACUGGGCUACCUAUUUAAACAGGGAACCCGUAUUAGGGGUUAGCCCUUGAGUCCAGGCGCAGACUAUCUCUGGGGAUGUAUAGCGACAUUCAGUUCGGGUUUGUUUUGCUAUGUACAGUCUGACUAAUAACUGCUAAUCUGUGAGCCCACAUGUACAGUAUGUAUAUAGUGAUACAGUUUACCAGUAGACCCUUAAUGGAGACACGCAUUUGCUAACUCAUGGAACCGCAGGCAGAAAGCACUCCAUGCCAAAAGAGCCAUUGCCUUUUUAAAAGAUUUGCCCUAGGAGCUGGCUUAAAGUGGAUUUAAUACGAUCCUGAUUUUUUUUUUUUUUUUCCUUCUUCUUCUUACUAGCGAUGAAAAUGGAGAUCCUAUACAACCCAUUAGGAUGGACCCUUUUGGUUAAGGUCUUGAAAUAGGAGUAUUUUCUGUUCAUUAUGAUGGAAGAUUGGCAUCAUCAUUCGCAAAAUGAAUCCUUCUAAAAUAGCAGAACCUCAUAUCUGCAACAUCAGUUCCUAAGUGCUCAGAAUCUUUGCUAGUGUAAUUGGAAGCUUGCCGCACAUAAGAGGAAAAACCAGACGUUCGAGAUCAGCUUUUAAUUACUCUGUAUAGUAUCUAGAGCCAUGUACACAUUCCAGCAUGACCAGCUAAAUAGCUGUGAGUCCCCCCCGACAGGAUGUUAAUUAAUGCCUAUGUUUUCACAACUAUCGGAAUGUCACGGUCAUUACAUUUUUAGCUUCAGAGUUUAUUUGGACAGAAUAAUUGAAAUCCUACAAUUUUUUUCAAUCAUUGGAAACUACUCCCUUAUGUCUAAAAGAGGAAAAAAAAAAAAAAAA